ACACCUCGCUAUGUCCCCUCAGGUCCUAUCUCUGUAUGGCCUGGUUUUUCCUAGGCUAUGAUUAUAUAGCGAGGAUUUUUAUAAUAUUGGAAUAAGAAGUAAUUGCUACAAACUAAUGAUUAAUGAUAUUCAUAUAUAAUCAUAUCUAAGAUCUAUAUCUGGUAUAACUAUUCUUGUUUUAUAUUUUAUUAUACUGGAACAGCUCGUGUCCUCUGUCUCUUGCCUUGGCACCUGGGUGGCUUGCCGCCCACAGGUCUGGAUCUGGACCCCUUUCCUGGAACAAUCUGACACAGAGGAAACGUCCAUGAAAGGUUGCAACUCCGGAGGGAAGACGACGGGACUUCCAGCUUGAUAGGCGGGGAUUGGAACCAAUGAAAGAGGUCUGCUGUGUAUGCUGCAGCCAAUAAUAGAGGCUGAAGGAAGUGACGUUUACGGAAGUAAGGCUUCCGUCGGAAAAGCUUGAUAAUUACCCAGCCCAACCAUUUCUCAGGUGCUUGCGAGGUGAUUAGCAGGCAAGGAUGUCGGAGCGAAAAGUGUUAAACAAAUACUACCCACCGGACUUUGACCCAUCAAAGAUCCCCAAACUCAAGCUCCCCAAAGACCGGCAGUAUGUGGUGCGGCUGAUGGCCCCCUUCAACAUGAGGUGUAAGACCUGCGGAGAAUACAUCUACAAGGGGAAGAAAUUCAACGCUCGGAAGGAGACAGUGCAGAACGAGGUCUACCUGGGUCUGCCCAUCUUCCGCUUUUACAUCAAGUGCACGCGCUGCCUGGCAGAGAUCACAUUCAAGACAGACCCUGAAAACACAGACUACACCAUGGAGCACGGAGCCACGCGGAAUUUCCAGGCUGAGAAGCUCCUGGAGGAGGAGGAGAAGAGGGUACAGAAGGAGCGGGAGGACGAGGAGCUGAACAACCCCAUGAAGGUGCUGGAGAACCGGACCAAGGAUUCCAAGCUGGAGAUGGAGGUGCUGGAGAAUCUCCAGGAGCUGAAAGACCUGAACCAGCGGCAGGCGCACGUGGACUUCGAGGCCAUGCUGCGGCAGCACCGCCUGUCAGAGGAGGAGCGGCGGAGGCAGGAGCAGGAGGAAGACGAGCAGGAGACCGCGGCCCUGUUGGAGGAAGCCAGAAAGCGAAGACUGCUGGAGGACUCCGACUCAGAGGAUGAGGCUGCUCCCACACCCCUGCAGCCAGCCCUUCGGCCCAACCCCACCGCCAUCCUGGACGAGGCCCCAAAGCCCAAGAGGAAGGUGGAGGUCUGGGAGCAGAGCGUUGGCAGCCUGGGCAGCCGGCCCCCUCUGUCGAGGCUGGUCGUGGUGAAGAAGGCAAAGGCCGAGCCGGACUGCAGCAACGGGCAGCCUCAGGCGGCCCCCGCCCCAGGAGCCCCGCAGAACAGGAAGGAGGCUGACCCUGCACCCCUGACGCCUGGCGCGUCCUCCCUGAGCCAGCUGGGUGCGUACCUGGACAGUGACGACAGCAACGGCAGCAACUGAGCCCUCCCAGGACCCCUCACCAGGUCAAGGUCACACGCCCAGCCUCAGCCACAUUGAGGCCAGCAUUGCUGGUGGUCAGGGCAGGAGGCCUUGGCAUGACCAGAGACCAGACAGACAAGCGCCAGCGUGCUCCAAGCUCAUAGGGCCAACAGGGGCCUCAGCCCCAGGAGGUCGCUUCUCUGUGCCCUCACCAGCCUCUCAACACCUCGGGGACCCCUGCUGCUCCUGCCCCCACCUGUCACUGUGCUUAGGGCUGCAACAUCCCUGGAGCAUCUCAGCUUCCAACACUACUUCAGGGUGGCGGUAUUUGGGGCAUUGGGCGAGCCCGCCGGCGUCUAGAUGGCCUCAUCUCUUCCUUCCACAAACUGUCUAGAACCAAUAAAAGGAAACCUGCCAACC
Molecule: messenger RNA, 1889 nt
Organism: Pongo pygmaeus (Bornean orangutan)
Lineage: Eukaryota; Metazoa; Chordata; Mammalia; Primates; Hominidae
Gene: YJU2
Product: YJU2 splicing factor homolog
Exons: 9
Coding region: 519-1490 (323 amino acids)
Biological process (GO): mRNA splicing, via spliceosome
Cellular component (GO): U2-type catalytic step 1 spliceosome
Source: RefSeq, a predicted model, not a curated record